Dunckerocampus dactyliophorus (ringed pipefish) is the source of this 754-nucleotide messenger RNA. RefSeq names its product myogenic factor 5 (gene myf5). Gene Ontology annotation, molecular function: DNA-binding transcription factor activity, RNA polymerase II-specific; protein dimerization activity; RNA polymerase II cis-regulatory region sequence-specific DNA binding. Bases 1 to 696 code for a protein of 231 amino acids. NCBI's taxonomy places the organism in Eukaryota, Metazoa, Chordata, Actinopteri, Syngnathiformes, Syngnathidae. The transcript is spliced from 3 exons. The record is from RefSeq and is a predicted model, not a curated record. Gene Ontology annotation, biological process: regulation of transcription by RNA polymerase II; muscle organ development; positive regulation of myoblast differentiation.
AUGGACAUCUUCUCGCCAUCACAGCUCUACUACGACAGCGCCUGUGCCUCCUCCCCGGACCCCCUGGACUUCAACGCUGAGAUGGCCGGCUCGGAGGAGGACGAGCACAUCCGCGUCCCCGGCGGCCCCCACCAGCCGGGCCACUGCCUCCAGUGGGCCUGCAAGGCCUGCAAGCGCAAGUCCAGCUUCGUGGACCGCCGGCGGGCCGCCACCAUGCGGGAGCGGCGGCGCCUGAAGAAGGUCAACCACGCCUUUGAGGCCCUGCGCCGCUGCACCUCGGCCAACCCCAGCCAGCGCCUGCCCAAGGUGGAGAUCCUGCGCAACGCCAUCCAGUACAUCGAGAGCCUGCAGGAGCUGCUGCACGAGCAGGUGGAGAACUACUACAGCCUGCCUGGGGAGAGCGGCUCGGAACCGGGGAGCCCGCUGUCCAGCUGCUCUGAUGGCACGGCCGACAGCAACAGUCCAGUGUGGCAGCAGAUCAGCUACAGCGGCAGCUUCCCCUACGCAAACAACGAGAGUGUGUUGGACAAGGCGGCGGCGGCCGGCGCGUCCAGCUUGCAGUGUCUCUCCAGCAUCGUGGACCGUCUGUCCACGCCCGAGCUCGUCCCUCGGGCUGUGUCGUCGCCCGCUGGCUCCGACUCACAGCCCUGCACGCCAGGCAGCCCCGGCGUUGGGCCUGUGUAUCACGUCCUGUGAGCUGGCGAGGGAUGGGUGGGGGGCACUUGUACCGGACAUGAGGGUGUAAAUAUCCAAU